AUGUCGUCGGCUCAGGGGUUAUCGAGGCAGCAAAAGGGGAACUCAGUUGUUGCGGCAUCAGCUCCGGCAAGGGGUCCAGACGGAGGUUGUAUCGGGGAUCUCGAGUCGACUCAUCACGAGGCGAUGAUGGACACAGUUGAUUUGUCUCGCUCCCAGAGGCUUUUGGUCGCAGAUGCUACACGGCUUGCGAGGGAAGGGAGCGAAACGUCGUCGUGGGGGAUGCGACGGAUGGAAGACGAUUCUUCGGAAGACGACGACUCCGAAGCCGAGUUGUUUCCGACGACCUUCUAUCCCGAAGGGAUUUUCGAGGAGCUUCCGCGACUACAUCCUGAUUUAUUGCGCCCUGCUUUCGUGGCUGGUCAAGAUUGGGACGGUGUGGAGGAGACUAAGUCGACCCUGAGGAGCGUGAAGAGGGUUCUUCGGGCCAAGAACGCUACAGGCGUGACCUUCCUCAUUCCUACGAAGGAGCAAAGGCCUUGGUCUCCUCCGAUCGGGUACCAAACAGUAUACAAGUCUUAUUUCCAGGAUGACACUCGCUGUUGGUUCCCCAUCCCGCGACUGAUCACCGCGUACGCUAGGCGGCGAGAUAUCGCGAUUAGUCAGUUACUGAACGGCUCGCUGCGACUAGCCGUCACUCUAUCAGUUCUAGCGGAGGAGAUUGACAUGCCGAUGAGCGUCAGGUCGUUCGAGGAGAUGACCUCGAUAACCGAUAUGAAGGACGGAACCUACUCGGUGAAGAUGCGACCAAACUGCAAUGUGUGCGCCGGUCAUCCAAACAAAACACAGAAUUGGCAGCGUUCCUACUUCUUCAUCAAGUCCGACGACUCGGCUUUCGAGGAGCCUCCUCGAGAGGACUAUCGGGUCCUGUGGAACCGUUCUUGUGUUGGCCAUCCCACGUCUCCAGUCUAUCCUGAGGAUUUCCUGAAGAGCGUUCGAGCCGUCGCUUUGCUUCGGAUCUACCGUUGGUCCGAGAUUACCGUCGAGAAGAUUCGCGAGCUUAAGGACCGGAUCGCUCGAAGAGAGUGGAGAUCUGACCUUCCGACCGUUCUUCCUAUUCGCACCAAGCGACUAGACAUCUUCCCAAAGGACAUCCAGAAGCGAGUCUCUGAAGCAAAGAGGAUGGGAACUCUUCCCGAUUUGAGCGCGAUGUUAGCCGCCCAGCUGGGACUGGCCAGCGAGGAAGGACCUUCGACGACGGUUCCUCGCAUUGGUGAGAGGGGCGGCUCGGGAGUCGAGAGGAGCGCCGAGGAGGCGAGCGACGUUCCUCCUUCUGGCGAACCCCAAAAGAAGAAGAAGAAGAAGAAGAAGAGGACAGAGAAGCCUGCUGACGAGCAGUCGGAGAAUCCCGAAGAACCGACUGAGAAUGAGGAGGGUGAUGUUCAAGAAGAAGAACUUCAACCCGAAGAGGAGGCUUCUGAGGCUGAAAUCUCGGGAGAACUGGACGAUGCGGUGGAAGUUGGUGAAAGGGAGGAAUCUGAAAUUCCUCUUAACGCCGCCCGUCCGGACGGUUCUGAAGAAGACAGCGGAGAGUCGCCGCUUUUGAUCAGGAGACGUAACGACGAGGUUGGCGAUGAGGCGCGAUCUCCUAUUCUGGCGUCUUCUCGCGAGGGAACUCCGGUUCCCAUUGGGGAAGGGGUCGCUCAGGUCGGCACUUCUUCUCGCGGCUCCGCUAUCUUGAGGAGGGUGCCCGGAGUCAACUUUCCAGACAAGGUUUCGUUUCACUACGAGGGACCGGCCCCUCUAGUGUACGUUCCCGAGAAGUGUGGGGAGUUCCUUCGCCAAUUAAGGGGGAGGGUGAAACCUUUGCCCGCUGUGAAGGACCUCAUCUUUGGGGGUGAAUACGAGGAAGCCGCGAGGGCCAAGCUGCUGGGGGAUAGUGCGACGAACGUCGUGAUCGAUAAGUACGACACUGCCCUGAAGGGAGCUUUAGGCGAACUCGAGCUGGCUAAGGAGUACGCGGAGAAAGAGGAAGCUUCUGCUCGCCAGCUGAAUGCGUCGAGGGCUGACGUCGAGAGGCUUAACGGGAUGGUUGCUCGCAUCAUUGCUCGAAGAGACGAGCUCAAAGCCGAGUUGGAGGUAUCCCGAGGAGUCGUUCGUGAGCUCGAGCGGAAGAACGCCGAACUUGAGAGCGAGAAGGUUUUGCUCGCUGCGUCUCAUGAAAGAGAGAUGAGGCGCCUUAGAGACUCCAGGAUCCUGGAAGUGACGAGGGAAAGAGGAAGAGUUGAGGCGAGAUGGCCGCGAAAGCUAAUCGUCGCUUCGCUAGGAUUCGCUCCCGAGAAGAGCGACGAGAGGGCUGGGAGCGACAUCUCGCAAGCUACUAUCGAGAUUUUCGCCGAGCAAGAGAAGAAGUACGAGGAGGAAGCCGAGAAGCUUAGGGUGGGCGAGAUACCCGAGGAAGAUCUCACGCUUUCUCCUCUCGUAUUGGACUCUCAGUUUGUGGAUGCUCGAAUCUUGGCGAGUCUCGAUCCGUAUGGGUCCAACGCCGGCUUGAUCGAUCCGGAGAUUGCAGCGAGUCUUCACGUUCCGCUUACUCAUCCGACUGAAGAGCGGCGCGAAGACCCGACGCUUCUUCUUGAAGGUCCUUUGGCCGAUCCAGAGAUCGUCCCGAGAUCAGGUGAAGUGCAUGCUUCUCCGGCUGCUCGUGAGUCAAGCGUCAGGGCUUCGGAGCUCUCCGCCCUCAACGAUCGCGAGAGCGAUCAGGAAGCUUAG
This is a messenger RNA of Brassica napus (rape), 2709 nucleotides long. Its product is annotated as meiosis-specific protein ASY2-like. Lineage: Eukaryota; Viridiplantae; Streptophyta; Magnoliopsida; Brassicales; Brassicaceae. The coding region runs from base 1 to 2709 and encodes 902 amino acids. The record is from RefSeq and is a predicted model, not a curated record. The transcript is spliced from 7 exons.